This is a messenger RNA of Panonychus citri (citrus red mite), 1707 nucleotides long. RefSeq names its product saccharopine dehydrogenase-like oxidoreductase. The record is from RefSeq and is a predicted model, not a curated record. Lineage: Eukaryota; Metazoa; Arthropoda; Arachnida; Trombidiformes; Tetranychidae. Gene Ontology annotation, cellular component: lipid droplet; plasma membrane; mitochondrion. Gene Ontology annotation, biological process: glycolipid biosynthetic process. The transcript is spliced from 5 exons. The coding region runs from base 233 to 1516 and encodes 427 amino acids.
UGCUCUUUUUCAUUUGUUGUUUUUUCCUUUCAUUCAGUUGAUUUGUUAUUCUUUUCGUUUUUUAAUUUUAUUCAUUUUUUUUUCUUAAUCAACUAAUACAUUUUUUAUUAAUUUACUUGAUAGUUUCUUCAAUUCGACAAGUGUUUAAAUCGAUUGUGUAAAUAUCAUUAAUCUUUUCCUGGUGAUAUUUAGUAAAGAUUAGGUGACAACUGAAUCGAUUGGAUUUAUUAUCAUGGACAAAUUCAGUUUAGUUAUAUUUGGUUCCUCUGGUUAUACUGGAAUCUAUGUGGUCGAAGAGAUAUUUCGUUAUUUGGCUAAACAUGGACCUAAAUUUACUUGGGCAGUCGCUGGUCGAAAUGAAGUUAAACUUCGUGAGUGUUUGGCCACAUCGCUUGAUUAUGCUGGUAUCAGGGAUUAUGAUAUAUCCUCUGUCGAGAUAAUCAAUGCCGAUACAAAUGAUUACGAUUCUCUUGUCAGGAUGGCUAAAAAGGCUAAAAUUUUAAUCAGCUGUGUUGGACCUUAUCGGAGCUUCGGAGAGCCGGUAGUGAAAGCAUGUAUUGAAAGUCGAACUGAUUACAUUGAUUUCUCUGGUGAACCCCAAUUUCUGGAGGAAAUUCAGAUGCGAUAUUAUGAUAUUGCUCGUGAACGAAAUCUUUAUAUCCUUCCAUCCUGUGGAUUUGAUAGUUUACCUUGUGAUGUUGGUGUUGAAUUUACUAAAUCAAAAUUUCCAGGAACUCUUGACUCUGUUGAAACCUUUUUGUCCGGAAGCUUUAAAAAAGGAUUGAAAGCAAAUUCAGCUACAUGGGAUUGUAUAAUUGAAGGUUUCCACCAUUCCCAUGAAUUGAGGCCACUUAGACGUAAACUUUUCCCACAAGUUUUUGGGGACAUUCAACAAUUUAAAUCUCGAUAUCCGAUUGCGAGACGAGUUUUAUACCGAGAUGAAAAUAGUAAACUAUACAUUCCCUUUUUGGGCUCUGAUCGAUCAGUAGUUAAACGAUCUCAGUUGCAUUCUUAUAAUUUCUUCAAUUCGAGACCCGUUCAAAUGGAGGCUUAUACAUACAUGCCGAUGAAGGCAAUUUUCCAGGCCUUAAUCUCGGUAGCGUUGUUUAUGAUUAUGGUUCCAUUUCAAUUCGGUCGUAAAUUAUUACAUGACUAUCCAAGUUUUUUCACUUGGGGACUAUUUUGUCGUGGAGGUCCAUCCAGAGACCAAGUACUCAAUUCUUCAUUUGAAAUCAUCAUCAAGGGCAGAGGAUGGAAAGAGAGACUCGCUGAUCCCUUGGAACAACCAACAAUACCUCCCGAUGGUAAAAUUAUCACUCGAAUCACUGGACCUAAUCCAGGUUAUCCAACGGCGGCCAUUUCAGCUCUUUGUGCCGGUGUUACUUUACUGGAAGAACGCGAUAAAUUACCUGGAAGUGGCGGUGUAUUGACUCCCGGUGUUGCCUUUGCGAAAACCUCGAUUGUCGAUCGGUUAAGUGUAAACAGAAUCAAAUUUGAUGUUAUAUCAGUUUCAUAAAUCCAAAUUAUUUUUCCAAUUUUUAUCCAUAUGGGUUGAUGAUUGUUCGUGAAAAGCAUUUAAUAUUUUUCCAUCUCAACUAAAUUUAAUGAAGCAUUAAAUUGUUCACCAGGUAACUGUGAUAUUACCUCUGGAAAUAAAGUUAAUUUAAUCAAUGGAAUAAUAAAUUUCAUCACUUUGUGAACACGAAA